Engraulis encrasicolus (European anchovy) is the source of this 1820-nucleotide messenger RNA. RefSeq lists its product as uncharacterized. Bases 294 to 1121 code for a protein of 275 amino acids. The record is from RefSeq and is a predicted model, not a curated record. The transcript is spliced from 13 exons. NCBI's taxonomy places the organism in Eukaryota, Metazoa, Chordata, Actinopteri, Clupeiformes, Engraulidae.
GUUGUAAAGAUGUGGCAGUGCAUUUCUUGCUGUUUUUGAGUCCAAAUGCACUGACAUUUAGUGGAUACCUAUUAUGGGGACUAGCUGAGGAAGACGUGUGCAGUGAAGCAGUUGCAUGCUCGGUAGUCAAUCUGACACGGAUUCUCUUGCUGCUUUUGACUUGUCCGUACCUCAGAGAACUUCACAAUUCUCUCCAAAAACUGAUCAAAAGUGUGAGUGUUAGUGUGGUGUACACAGUUAUUGUAGUAGCAGUAUAUACAGAUGCCUAUAUUAAACGACUGCAUUGGAUCUCUAUGGGCGUUUUUUCAGGAUGGCAUAUACAUAGACUGAGACUACAUGGCUAUUUUAUAGGAACAGCUCUCUUGACUCUAUGUGGAAUCUUUCCAGACAUAGACACUGCAUGUACAUUGCCAUGCAUGCUACCAAGGUCUGAAUCAGCACUCCAUUCUCAGAAGGAGCCUUCUAAGCAAGCCUGGACAUUUUUAUUUUUGGAAAGUAGCUGCAUACUUCAGAUGCUGUUUCUCUCAAUGCAUACUAGAGCAUUUCAAGACGGCUUCAGCAACAACUUCCUAAUUUAUGGUGGUGCUCCUCUUUUGCUGAUUUCUGUUCUGCUGAUCCGCAGACUAGUGAGGUACAAGCAGCAAUGCUGGACACCCUUCUGCUGGACAGCAACCAUGGGCAUUUUAAUGCCUGUUUAUUUUGUCAUAACCAUUUCGGUAUUUGGGCAAGCCCAGGAUGCAUCUGAAGAAAUACCACAAACCCUUCUCUAUAUAUUUGGAGCUGUAGGUCUAAGCAUUGCCAAUUCUAUUGGAUUGGCAACCAAACUGCUCCUGACAACAGGAUAUGGCAGUAAAAAUUUACCUGAUCUUAGACUCGUUACCUUUCCAUUAGACUGUAUAUUUGUAUUUGGAUGGUUUUCCCUGCAGACACAUGGCUACUGGACACGCAAUUGCAAGACACAGAGCAACACAAGCACUUCAGACUGCCCUAUGAUACAAGUGAAUGAGACUUUGCUGGCAAGUAUGGCACCAUUGAGCCAGGGGGAGGAGCAGAAAGCAACUGAGAUGAGUGAAGGAGGACACCAAUUAGAGGAGUGUGAUUUUCACAGCACCGCAGAAUGAGACACCAUUUAACCUCACUUAAUUGAUAAGUUUGUUUGUAUGUUCCAUUUGUAACUGAGCCCUGAGGAAGGUCAGUAGACCGAAAGCUUGGCCUAUUAUUAAAAAGAACUCAAAGGGGAUUUAAGUGUGCAGACAUUUUUCUUUCAAUUUCACACAGUUUUUGUUUAUGUUUGGCACCUUUUAGUCGAGAGUGCGGUGUGAUCCGGUUAAACACAGCUGAACAUGUUAAGGUAAAAUGGGCCGCCCCUUUCAGGUAAUUUGGGCUGUUUUUUUGUGAAGCACAUUGAAAUGCUUUUAUGUACGAAAUGCGCUCUAUAAAUAAACUUGACUUGACUUGACUUGACUUGACUAUUGCACUUCCCCGAGGCGGAGGUCUUUGUUUCGGAACCCCGAGUUGAAUUCCCGUUCUUUUGCACUUUCCCAAGGUGGAGGUCUGUGUUUCCGACUACCGAAUUUCAAAAGAAUGAGCCAAGGCGGGUAUUCACCAAUAUCAACAACAAACUAAGAUAUCGAGGCUUUUUGUGAAAAAUGUGAUGUUCCAGCCUGACCCACUUUUGAUACUUACAUGUUGGGAUUUGUGUCGUAGUGUCCUUGUGUAAAAUGGUUUUAAUGUUCAUAAAGCAACCUGGAAGGUGGAGGAAUUCCAACAUAACAACCCCAUUUCAGCAGUAUUGUACAUUUCGUCUUAUUAUUAAUCAU